This is a messenger RNA of Puccinia graminis f. sp. tritici CRL 75-36-700-3, 852 nucleotides long. RefSeq lists its product as uncharacterized. The transcript is spliced from 4 exons. Gene Ontology annotation, biological process: transmembrane transport. Bases 1 to 852 code for a protein of 283 amino acids. Lineage: Eukaryota; Fungi; Basidiomycota; Pucciniomycetes; Pucciniales; Pucciniaceae. Gene Ontology annotation, cellular component: mitochondrial inner membrane. Gene Ontology annotation, molecular function: S-adenosyl-L-methionine transmembrane transporter activity. The record is from RefSeq and is a predicted model, not a curated record.
AUGACGACUGAAACCGGCGUACAAUUCACCGGUCUGUUGAAACCAAUGAUGGCUGGUGCGAUGGCCGGUACGACGGUCGAUCUGUUCUUUUAUCCGAUCGAUACCCUCAAAACUAGAUUACAAUCUCGCCAAGGUUUCAUCGCCUCGGGUGGCUUCAAAGGUGUCUACAAAGGACUGGGUAGUGUUGCCGUGGGAAGCGCACCAGGGGCUGCGCUCUUCUUCACGACUUAUGAAUAUUGCAAACGAUCGAUCAUCCCGAGCUUAUUCCCUUCCCUGUCCAGUCCAGUGGUCCAUAUGAUCGCAGCUUCACUAGGUGAGGUGGCCGCCUGUUUGGUUAGAGUUCCUACCGAGGUCGUCAAGCAACGUCAGCAAACUGCCGCAUACGGCUCGAGUACUAGUUCGGCUCGGGCGCUACAAUUGGUCAUUCAACAAGGUGGAUUCAAGUCUCUUUAUCAAGGUUUUGGGAUUACCAUCUCGCGAGAGGUUCCAUUCUCACUACUACAGUUCCCUCUGUACGAAAGGUUGAAGUCUCAAGCUGCCGAGAGACGCUCCUUACCUUCAUCCGACCAACUACCUGCGCAUGUCUCUGCGAUAUGUGGGAGUAUUGCUGGUGCAACGGCAGCUGCGUUGACCACUCCUCUGGAUGUGAUCAAGACUCGAAUCAUGCUCACUAAGCAAAGAGAUGGAGCACGAAUUGGAAUUCCGGAGAGUUUUGCUCGGGUCUAUCGAGAAGAAGGAUUGUCAGCAUUUUGGAAAGGGGUCGUACCACGUACAAUCUGGAUUGGAUUGGGCGGUGCUGUGUUUCUAGGAGUCUAUGAAUUAUCUAUUCAACAGCUAGGAACUAUAAUUUGA